This is a messenger RNA of Enterobius vermicularis (human pinworm), 924 nucleotides long. The record is from the annotation of a GenBank genome assembly. NCBI's taxonomy places the organism in Eukaryota, Metazoa, Nematoda, Chromadorea, Rhabditida, Oxyuridae.
AUGAGAUUCCUCUCGGAAUUGGCAACCAUUAUAAUGGGUAGGCCUGGACAACGUGGCGCUCCAAUGUUCAAUGACACUUAUGCAACGAUAAUCCCAGUCUCAAACCUGUCCACUUUUAACUCGAUGGCUCGUAUUGCUGUACCAAAUACUGUACCAUCUAUAAACCUGAAUUUGAAUAAUCCAAUUGGCAGUAAGAUGAAUUCAUUACCGAAACCACCAGAUGUGCAAUUUCAGCAACCGUUUACACCGAAUCCAACGACUGUAGGGAUGAAUAUAAGGGGUUUAAACUCACUGACAUUACAUCCAGGUUCUUUUGAACCAUAUGCUGCUCCGGGAACUAUGAGGUUGUAUAGUAUGCGUUUUUGUCCUUAUGCUGAACGAGCCAUCAUCUAUGUUGCUCGAAAAGGAAUACCUGUUGAAGUUGUCAAUGUAAAUCCUGAACAAGGACCAAACUGGUUCUUGGCAAAAAGUCCACUUGGCCGCGUUCCUGCGUUUGAAAUCAAUGGAAAGACUGUUUAUGAGUCAACAGUUCUUGCUGAGUAUCUAGAUGAACUCUUCCCAGAGUCGUCAAUUCUUCCAAAAGAUCCGUAUUUGAAAGCACAUCAGAAGAUUCUUGUUGAACGGCUAUCACCUUUGAUUUCUGCAAUGUAUCAAUUUAUGAGCUCAACGAAUCCUCAACAAAUGCAAGAAACAGAUAAUUCGUUGCAUGCAGCUUUACGUAAUGCUGAAUCACUUUUGACAGACAACUUUUAUGGAGGCCGUGUUAUUGGAUUUGCUGAUAUUAUGCUUUGGCCAUUCCUGGAACGUCUAGAACUUAUAACCAUGAAUCCGUAUACUCAAUUUCGAUAUUUCCCGGGUAUGCAUUAUCCAAAGAUGGGUGCAUAUAUUGCCAGAAUGCAGAGGCAGCCUGAGGUUCGCCCUUAA